Molecule: messenger RNA, 728 nt
Organism: Saprolegnia parasitica CBS 223.65
Lineage: Eukaryota; Oomycota; Saprolegniomycetes; Saprolegniales; Saprolegniaceae
Exons: 2
Coding region: 25-576 (183 amino acids)
Source: RefSeq, a predicted model, not a curated record
CCACAACAGAAAGCUCGCGGGCCGAUGCUGGACGACUGGCUUGAGGCCGCCCUGGCCGAGGCCAUGGGCUUCGCCGAGGUGCAGGAGAUCGCCGCCUUCAUCCGGUCGCUGGCGACGCGCGACGAGAUGCACGACGCGCUCAUCAACAUGUUUGGCGACGAGAAGGCCGACGUCGCCGCGUCGCUCGCCGACCAGCUCGUGGCCGAGCGCGACGGCCCGGUCGUGGCGGUCGUGACAAUGGGCCCGAUCAUCAACUGCACAGGCUGCGGCAAGAUCGAGGUGGACGGCCGCGACGACUGCUCCUUCUGCGGCAAAGCGCUCGAGUACACGGAAGACCCGCGCGACGCUCCCGACGUCGUGGCCGCGCGCGAGCACCGCGACCGCCUCCUUGCGCUCGAUGCAACCCAGUCCCAGCGCACGACGGUCAUUGAUGCCAAUGCGCAUUUUGAUGCGGACAAGCGGAGUCGGGAGGCGCGGACCGGCGCCGCCGUCGUAGACAUCGACCUCGUCAACCGUACCAUCCUGCGACGAGCGCCCAUGAGCGACGAGAGCGCCGCCAUGGUCGAAGGGACCUGAAGCAGCUCGAGCGCGAGAGCAAGAAGGCGCCCCGCGGACCACAGACCGACUUUAGCGUCGCCGUCGAUAUGGACGACGACGACACCGCUGGCAGCUACUUUUGAUUGAGAAGAUGUUGCAUUAUGUAGCCUUUGUGUGCAUUGAUGGUCGGC